This is a messenger RNA of Penicillium angulare, 1200 nucleotides long. Its product is annotated as ATP-dependent RNA helicase eIF4A. The transcript has 4 exons. Lineage: Eukaryota; Fungi; Ascomycota; Eurotiomycetes; Eurotiales; Aspergillaceae. Gene Ontology annotation, molecular function: mRNA binding; ATP binding; RNA helicase activity. Gene Ontology annotation, cellular component: catalytic step 2 spliceosome; nucleolus. The record is from RefSeq and is a predicted model, not a curated record. The coding region runs from base 1 to 1200 and encodes 399 amino acids.
AUGGCGGACGGAAUCGACCGACGCGCUGAAGAGCGCAUGGAAUUCAACACCUCCAAGGAGGUCACAGUGGCCCCGACCUUUGAGGAUAUGCACUUGAAAGAAAGCUUGCUUCGAGGAGUUUACGCUUAUGGAUACGAGUCGCCAUCGGCUGUUCAGUCUCGUGCCAUUGUUCAGAUCUGUAAAGGUCGUGAUACUAUUGCGCAGGCCCAGUCCGGUACUGGUAAAACCGCUACUUUCUCGAUCAGUACUCUGCAAGUUAUCGAUACUGCCCUUCGUGAGACCCAAGCUCUGGUCCUGUCCCCAACUCGUGAACUCGCAACCCAAAUUCAAUCCGUUAUCAUGGCCCUCGGUGACUACAUGAACGUCCAAUGCCACGCAUGUAUUGGUGGAACCAACAUCGGUGAAGAUAUCCGCAAGCUCGACUACGGCCAGCACGUCGUUUCUGGAACUCCCGGUCGUGUCGCCGAUAUGAUUCGCCGCCGCAACCUCCGCACCCGUCACAUCAAGAUGCUCGUCCUCGAUGAAGCAGACGAACUUCUCAACCGUGGUUUCCGCGAACAAAUCUACGAUGUCUACCGCUACCUUCCGCCGGCGACGCAGGUUGUGGUGGUCUCCGCUACUCUGCCUUACGAUGUGUUGGAUAUGACGACCAAAUUUAUGACAGACCCCGUGCGUGUCCUGGUUAAGCGUGACGAGUUGACUCUGGAGGGAAUUAAGCAAUACUUCAUUGCCGUCGAGAAGGAGGAGUGGAAGUUUGAUACCCUCUGCGAUCUUUACGAUACUUUGACGAUCACCCAAGCAGUGAUUUUCUGCAACACUCGCCGAAAGGUCGAUUGGUUGACUGACAAGAUGCGUGAGGCCAAUUUCACUGUCUCAAGUAUGCACGGUGAGAUGCCACAGAAGGAACGUGAUAGUAUUAUGCAAGAUUUCCGCCAGGGUAACUCGCGUGUGCUCAUUUCUACCGAUGUGUGGGCUCGUGGUAUCGAUGUUCAACAGGUGUCGCUGGUUAUUAACUACGAUCUCCCCACCAACCGUGAAAACUACAUUCAUCGUAUUGGUCGAUCCGGUCGUUUUGGUCGCAAGGGUGUGGCUAUCAACUUCGUUACUGCUGAUGAUGUCCGUAUUCUGCGCGAUAUUGAGUUGUACUACUCUACUCAGAUCGACGAGAUGCCUAUGAAUGUUGCGGAUCUUCUCUCAUAA